AUGUACCAUGACAUCAAGAGUGAUAGGAGGAAGGAUAACCUGGAGAGUUCACUCACUAUUCACCAUUUGACAGAAGAAAAAAAUAAUCUAGAGGCCAACUAUGACAAAUUGGUUGAAGAUGUGCACCAACUGUUCAAUGCUCAAGAGGAUAGGAUGGUAGAUUUCAGCUAUUUGCAGGCUAAGAUGCAGAAUGUGCAGGUUUUUGAGACAGUUGUAUCUGACAUGAAGACAGAGAUGGGGAAGAAAGAUGCAGAGAUCUUCAAGCUGCAGGAGAAGUAUAAAGUACUGAUGAACAUCACAAAAUCUCAAGGCACUGCCAUCCAUAACCUGAAGUUCAAUCAUCUAAAAGAGAAGGAAGUGCUUAGUACAUCCACCAGGAACCUGCAUUUCCAGGUUGAUGAACUCAAAAAAUCUGAGGAAAAGCUCAUCCAGGAGAACACCCAGCUGCUCCUUCACAUGGGUGAUCUCAAGAAGGGGCAUGACAAGCUCACAGCAAGGAGGGAUCGGCUAAAGAUUCAGAUUGCUGAACUGUUGAAGUCAGAGGAGAAGAACAAGCAGAAAUUGAAGGGGAUCCUGGACAUCUUGUCAGAAUGA
Messenger RNA from Triticum turgidum subsp. durum (durum wheat), 594 nucleotides. NCBI's taxonomy places the organism in Eukaryota, Viridiplantae, Streptophyta, Magnoliopsida, Poales, Poaceae. The record is from the annotation of a GenBank genome assembly.